This is a messenger RNA of Uncinocarpus reesii 1704, 1443 nucleotides long. RefSeq lists its product as uncharacterized. Gene Ontology annotation, cellular component: nucleoplasm. Gene Ontology annotation, molecular function: mRNA binding; N6-methyladenosine-containing RNA reader activity. Bases 1 to 1443 code for a protein of 480 amino acids. Gene Ontology annotation, biological process: regulation of mRNA splicing, via spliceosome; mRNA splicing, via spliceosome. The record is from RefSeq and is a predicted model, not a curated record. Lineage: Eukaryota; Fungi; Ascomycota; Eurotiomycetes; Onygenales; Onygenaceae. The transcript is spliced from 6 exons.
AUGUCGACCGCGUCUCAAAAUCAUUUGGAGGCGCCACAUGAAGAAGCCUCUGUCAUGUUUGCAAAGGAAAAUCCGCUCCAUGGCAUAGGCGUAGAGCAAACCAUUCAGCAUCCGGAUAUAAAUCUCAAGGAGCCAUCAAAGAGAAUACCAGUGGGGCCAAAAAAUAGUACUCCCUCAUACAGAGGGGUGCCCAAUCCGAAGCAAGCAGAAACCGGAGGAGUGAGGCCGUUGGCCCCUGUGGCUCCGAAAUCGCCUGUUCCUGAGUUCGAGAAUGAAUUCCUACAUCUGAAGCAAAAUGAAGUUGAAGAUCUUCGUGAAUGGCUCGAUUUCACUGGCUACUAUGACGUGGAAUAUCGUUCUAAGAGCUUACGUCGCCGCAGGCGUCUGGCUGCCCUGGAGCAGGAGAGAAUUGAGUUAAUGGAAGAAGAACAGUAUGAACGUGAAACACUGGGAAAGCGCGGUGAUGCAUCCUUUCUUCCAAAGCAUAAAACAAGUGACGCUCGCCAGCAGACUGAUAAUGCGCAUGUGACUUCUCAUCCUGAAUCACCUAAUUCAAUACCUCAGGGGCCGUUGCAUAUGUUAAGAAGUUCUGGAACUUUCAACACGGCAGCUUCUUCGAACUCCAACUCUGCAAGUACGAGGGAUCAGGGCCCCGGCUCUCCCACUGGCCCGUUUGUACACCCAUCGAGAGAGUCACAAAUGAAGCGUUCUGCUUCCCUUACUCGUUCGCCUCAAGGGCAGUCAGCAAAGAAACCCCGGGUAGAAAUCUGGGAGACAAAUGCCGACCACCAAGAUGAUGAUACACGUACCCCGAAGGAAUCGUGCCAAGAUUUCCGCCGAGAAGAUCCCAAUAGUACAUCACACGGGCUGAACAGCCGGGGAGAUGCACCAAGCUCUAGGGGUCAUAAAAUGGGCAGUCUCAGCCGCGGUCGUGGCAUAACGCAACCUCGUGGCAGAGGUUCAUCUAGAUACUUCGAUUUUGCCGCUAGGGAGCCCCCAAAUAACGAAGCGAGAUUCUUUAUGAUAAAGAGUCAUACGCUUGAAACAGUGACAGCAUCUCAAACAGAGGGUGCUUGGGUAACGCAAAGGAAGAAUGUGGAAAAGUUGACGGAUGCUUUCAAUUCUUGCCGCCAUGUCAUUUUGUUCUUCUCUGUUAAUCAAAGCAAGGCGUUCCAAGGCUAUGCCCUCAUGGAGAGUCUUCCAGGAGAUCCAGGUGUCUCUGUGCCAAAACUGGCAGAAACUUAUGAGUGGGAAGCCAGCCCGCCCUUCAAAGUCAGAUGGCUCAACACAGCUGUGACCUACUUCAAAAACGUUUCUCACUUGACAAAUGCCUACAAUGAAAAUGCAGUGGUCUUAGUUGGCCGUGAUGGUCAGGAGAUUGAGCCGCACUGUGGUCUCGAACUCUGUCAGGUUCUUGACCGGUUUACGCAUAUAAACCAAUGA